GCAUCUCCUAAUAAUGUCGUUUUGGCAAAUUCCACUCCCUGGAGUGUUGUCUUCUUCAGUCUCUCUGAAAAUUUCAAGUAAAAUUAAUUUCAACAAAAACCCUAAUUAAAUGGAUCCUUCAACACCAACAAAACUCGACGAAUACUCAGCUUCCGCGACCACAAUCAAUUUUGACGACCCAAUCCCUCUAAUUCGAGGUCCCAUACCCGCCUCCGAAUCUGACGACCCAUCUUCCGGCCCGUACGUUCUGGCUUUCCGAAACCCCCAAUCAUGGGUCACCGCAUACAAACUCAGCGAGUCCAAACUCAUCUCGCAGUGCGAAGGCGGAGCGAGGAUCGGGUGCGCAAUAUCCGCGUCGGAGAAAUGCAAGCCGCCGUGGUGGCGCUAUUUGAUCGGAGCAAAAUUACCUGAUUUAGAAGAGAGGGAGAAAUGCGAGGAACGUGAAAUGGAGGGAUGUUUGGUUGUUGCUAAAGAGAAGUGCGUUGGCUUUGCUAAGGAUAAGUGCUUUAAGCCCUUUUGUGACGCCAGAAUUGCCGUCGGGAAAGAUAGGAAAUUAAUUGAAAAAUGUACUAAUCAAAGAGCUAGUGAGUUACUGGCUUCUGAUCCAAAAUAUGAAUGGUUUUUCGAGCAAAAUUAGAGGUACUGUAAAAUCUGAUCUAGUAUUAAUUAUAGGUUACUUAUUUAAUUAUUUGAUUCAGAAUGUAUUACUAGUCAAUAUUAUAUGGAUUUCAUGUAACUAGGUUGUUAAUUGCUGA
This is a messenger RNA of Mercurialis annua (annual mercury), 755 nucleotides long. RefSeq lists its product as uncharacterized. Lineage: Eukaryota; Viridiplantae; Streptophyta; Magnoliopsida; Malpighiales; Euphorbiaceae. Gene Ontology annotation, cellular component: plastid. Bases 110 to 637 code for a protein of 175 amino acids. The record is from RefSeq and is a predicted model, not a curated record. The transcript has a single exon.